Molecule: messenger RNA, 954 nt
Organism: Clonostachys rhizophaga
Lineage: Eukaryota; Fungi; Ascomycota; Sordariomycetes; Hypocreales; Bionectriaceae
Source: the annotation of a GenBank genome assembly
AUGGUCAAUAUCGCUAUCGCCGGUGGCUCUGGGCAGGUGUCUCAGGAAAUCGUAGAUGCUCUGCUUGCAUCUAAAAAUCACACAAUCACGAUCCUCAGCAGAAAGGGCACUCCAACGGCCCUCGGAAGAUCCAAUAUUCAUUGGAAAACUGUGGAUUAUGACAAUAAAGUAUCCCUGGUCGAUGCUCUACGGGGUGUUCAUACCGUCUUGUCAUUCAUCCAAUUACUCUCUGACCCCGGCCAAAAGUCACAAAGGAACUUGAUCGACGCCUCAAUUGCUGCUGGUGUGAAACGCUUCUCACCUAGUGAAUAUGGAAGCAAAGGAACGGUUGAUAUGAGUUGGUGGGAGGGGAAGGAGAGAGUCCGAGAGUACUUGGAGGAGGUGAACGCUGGAGGGCAGGUUCUGGAGUACACAUUGUUCCAGCCUGGCCUUUUCCUGAACUACCUUGCGUAUCCUCACAAGACGUCGAAGCAUGUUGAUCCUCUUCAGAGUGUCUUUGAUUUUGAGAACAAGCGGGCAAUUUUUGUCGAAGACCAUGAGGAUGCCAUCAUGACACUUACCACGGUGGCAGAUCUUGCUGCAGUAGUUGCUCGAGCUGUUGAAUAUGAGGGGAAGUGGCCUAAACGAGGCGGUAUUUGUGGAAACAGGAUGACCUUUUCCGAAGUCAUUGAGCUUGGAGGAAGGAUUCGAGGGAAACCAUUUAGCAUAGACAAAGUUUCGAUCAAAGAUCUCGAAGCUGGCGAUCUCAAGACAUCUUGGAAUCUAGAAGCAGUCCAUAAAGCUGUUUCGGACGAGCAAGCAUCGUCUCUCUUGAAGGCUGUUUCCAUCGGAAUACUACUCAGUAGCACCAAAGGUGCUUGGGAUAUUUCGAAUGAGUGGAAUGAGCUAUUGCCGGAUUUCAAGUUCACCCAGGCCGAGGAUUUUCUUGGAAGCAUUUGGGAGGGAAAACCAUAA